UUUUGUUUACCGCAGAGAACGCAAAAGCGCUGCGGUUUCAGUUGCUCUGCUACUCUGAUUAGGCGCCCCAAGUGAGCGAGCGAAUUUUUGCAAAACAGCUCGUGGAAAAUAAUUCAGUUUUCUUCAUUCCGCCGCCGACGACGCAAGCGCUCGGUUGUGUGCUCGCACGAGAGGUCUUCGUCACCCGUCGCCCACCAUCGCUCCUCGAUUCGCGCUCGAGUGCCGGAUUCCCGGAGUCUUCAACUGAACAUCGGCCGCCCUCGUCCGGAGUUCCGGCUUAAAAGCAGCACCCACAUCAAAUCCUAGCAGAUCAUGGCAGAGAAUGAACCGCUGAAUGACCAGCAGAACCAGGUGAAUGGUCGCAUCCUGCCCGCCAAUGGACACAGUGCUCCGCUUACCAAUGGCCAGGUGCACGUCAACGGAAAGGACUCGUUGAAGCACUCCUCUCCGAUUCAGAAUGGGAACGGGACACACAUCGAGGCUCCCUGUUGUCGGGACAUACACGGCAAGGAGCCUCCCGACGGCGGAGCCCGCGCCUGGUUGGUCAUGGUGAGCGCCUUCCUCUGCAACGGCAUCAUCUUCGGGUUCAUCAACACCUACGGCGUGAUCUACUCACUGCUGACCGAGCGGCUCACAAAGCUUGGCGACCAGGAGGCCUCCAGCAAGGCGGCUCUCAUUGGAGCCCUGGCCAUCGGCACCACAUUCCUCUUCUCCACAGUGGCUGGCUGCCUCACGGAUAAGAUUGGACUGCGGCUGACCACCUUCGCCGGCGGAGUCCUUUCCGCAGGAGGACUGCUGCUGUCCUCCUUCUGCACGGAGAACAUCACGGCGCUGUACUUCACCUACGGGAUCAUGUUUGGGCUGGGAGCAGCCCUCGCCUAUACACCCACCCUGGCCAUCCUGGGCCACUACUUCAAGCGCUAUCUGGGCAAGGUGAGCGGCUUCGUGACCGCCGGCUCCAGCGUUUUCACUGUGAUACUGCCCCCCUUUCUGGACAAGCUCCUGGGCAGCUACGGAUUGGAGGGAACCCUGAGGAUAAUGAGCCUCGUGUCCGCCUUCAUAAUCCUCUGCUCCUUCGUUUACAAGCCACUGCAUCCGCCGCCGGAACCGCCUAAGAAAAAGCCUGGAAGGUCGCGCAUCAAUCUCUUCCUGCGCUCCAUUAUCAACGUGGAGAUCUGGAAGCGGAAGCGCUUCGUCAUCUGGGCUCUUUGCGUGCCCCUCGCCUUGUUUGGUUACUUUGUGCCCUACGUCCACAUGAUGCAGUUCGUGAAGACCACUUUCCCGGGCGAGGACGUCAACCUGCCGGUCAUGUGCAUCGGCAUCACCUCCGGAAUCGGACGGCUGAUCUUCGGUGUCAUUGCUGACAUGCCGGGCGUGAAUCGCAUGUACCUGCAGCAGCUGUCGCUGGUGUCCAUUGGCCUGGUCACUUUGCUGCUUCCCUUGACCAGUUCGUAUGUGGUCCUCGUCUCGUUCACCCUGGUCAUGGGUCUCUUCGACGGCUGCUUCAUCUCGCUGCUGGGCCCGAUUGCCUACGAGAUCUGUGGACCGUCGGGUGCCACGCAGGCCAUCGGUUUCCUGCUGGGCCUCAGCUCCAUUCCGCUGACCGUGGGACCUCCAGUGGCGGGAUUGAUCUACGAUAGCACGAACUCCUACACAGUUCCCCUAAUCCUCGCUGGACUGCCGCCACUGCUCGGCUCCUCGCUGUUGUUCCUCAUCAAGUGCGUUAAGGAGGAGGAGAACGGAGUCAGUGCGCCACGAGCGGUUGUUCUGGCCAACGGGGACAUCGAGAUUGCCAGCAAUGGUCAUUACCGAUCGGGUGGCACCAAGUCCAGCGCUCCGUUGAUGGGUGCCAGUAAUAGUAAUGGUGUGAAUGGAACCGGAGGAGCAGCCCCAACGAUCCAAAGCAACGGACACGUGGACAGCGGAACUGGUGCGUACCCCGACUCACCUUGGCCUAGCCCCACUCGCAUCUCAGACUCCGCCGCCUGCGACCAUCCCAGUAGCUCGCUUCACACUAACCCGGGCGCUCAGCUGCCCAGCUGCUCGCACACCGCCCUGCUAAGCAGGAGCUCCAGCUCCAGCUCCAGCUGCAGCAUGUCCAUGCCCCUGGCUGACGACCCAAAGAGGCGUCGCUAUAACUAUUCCAUCUACUAACACGCCUCACUGCCUUGUUAACUAGUUAAUCGCUAGAGUUUCUCUGCUUCGCCUGCUGUUAGCCCUUUCUUGGGCACUUUUUGCUUUUUUGGUGUGUGGAAAGAGUUUGUAUUCGAAUAGCAUGACUUAGACGCACCUCUGACCAGCCCACAUCCCACGUCUCUAACUUCGCACCUGCAUCCUGCACCCGUAUUCCCAUUCCCAUGCCCAUUGCCUUUAAUUGCUUUUUAGAUCGUAAGCCUCAUCGACCGGGACCUGCUGUAAAUAAAUGCCAGCUUUUGUAUUAUAUAA
Drosophila ficusphila is the source of this 2445-nucleotide messenger RNA. RefSeq names its product monocarboxylate transporter 10 (gene kar). NCBI's taxonomy places the organism in Eukaryota, Metazoa, Arthropoda, Insecta, Diptera, Drosophilidae. The transcript is spliced from 5 exons. Gene Ontology annotation, biological process: transmembrane transport. Bases 313 to 2154 code for a protein of 613 amino acids. The record is from RefSeq and is a predicted model, not a curated record. Gene Ontology annotation, molecular function: monocarboxylic acid transmembrane transporter activity.